This is a messenger RNA of Entelurus aequoreus (snake pipefish), 4123 nucleotides long. It is a transcript of the gene dis3, whose product is annotated as DIS3 exosome endoribonuclease and 3'-5' exoribonuclease. Gene Ontology annotation, cellular component: nuclear exosome (RNase complex); cytoplasmic exosome (RNase complex). Gene Ontology annotation, molecular function: 3'-5'-RNA exonuclease activity; RNA binding; endonuclease activity. The transcript has 21 exons. Gene Ontology annotation, biological process: rRNA catabolic process. The record is from RefSeq and is a predicted model, not a curated record. The coding region runs from base 325 to 3171 and encodes 948 amino acids. NCBI's taxonomy places the organism in Eukaryota, Metazoa, Chordata, Actinopteri, Syngnathiformes, Syngnathidae.
CUUUGGCUUUGUUGUUGUCACUAAGCAAGAUUUAGAUGGCCGACUAAAACGUAACCCACAUACAAAGACAAAUUCCUCAUUAUAACGUCACAUUUUUCGUGGGUUUUAUGGAUUUUUGUAUUGUCUCACCUACACGUGAGUUUAAUUCCAACUGGAGAAAUCAAUUGCUAUUAGGAAACACCUCCACGAAGUCCUCUAAGAUCCCGGUAUAGUUUUUGUCGGCCUGCUGAAUGAGCGCCGCAUGGGAACUUGAGUGUUGUGUUUCCACUCAAACGCGCCGCGUAAACACAACAACUUGACUUUGUACAAUCAUUUACUGUCGUCAUGUUGAAGUCCAAAACCUUCGUGAAGAAGACGCGCACUGGGAAAGUGAUGAAAAUAGUGCGUGAGCAUUACCUGAGAGAUGAUAUUUGGUGUGGAAGUGAGGUGUGCGGCCAGUGCGGGCAGGAGUCCGCCGUGCUGCGGAGAGAUGCCAGCAUUGAGAGCAACCUGUGCUCUUUUCCACAUUACCUGCUGCCAGACACCAAUGUAGUCCUGCAUCAGAUUGAUGUGCUGGAGGACCCUGUGAUUCGCAACGUGAUCAUCCUCCAGACAGUACUACAGGAAGUACGCCACCGCAGUGCGCCAAUCUAUAAACGCUUGAAGGACCUCAUAAAUGAAAAAGAAAGAUACUUCUACACCUUUACCAAUGAACACCACAGAGAAACAUUCAUCGAGCGCGAACCGGGGGAGAGCGCCAAUGACAGGAAUGACCGAGCAAUCCGCGUGGCGACCAAAUGGUACAGCCAGCACUUGAACAAGUCUGACGCCGAUGGCCUUAAUGUGGUACUCCUUACUAAUGACCAGGGGAACAAGCAGAAGGCAGAAGAGAGCGGUCUGCUGGUGUACAAAUUUGAGGAGUACGUCAAAGGCUUGAUAGCAAAUCCUGAGCUGUUGGAUCUCCUGGCGUUGACAAACGAUGACAAGAAUGACAUCACCAGCCGUAAAGUGCUAUUCCCAGAGCACUUCCCGCUAUCCAGGAUCCAGGCAGGCAUCAAAAGCGGCUCCAUUAUCCAAGGGACCUUCAAGGCCAGCAGGGAAAACUACCUGGAGGCCUCAGUCUUUAUCCAAAAAGAUGGCGAAGACAGCACGGAGGUCCUCAUCCAGGGUCUCCAGAACCUCAAUAGAGCCGUGCAUAAAGAUGUGGUGGCUGUGGAGCUGUUGCCUUGCAGCCAGUGGGUGGCGCCCUCUGCUGUUGUGCUGCAGGACGUGGGCUCUGCCAAGGAUGACGGCGAUGAUGAAGAAGAGGAGGAAGCUCUGGGAAGUUCAGAAGAUGUGGUCGACAAGAAGCUCACGGGCAAAAUAGUGGGCAUCAUCAAGAGGAGUUGGAGACCUUUCUGUGGCAUGCUCAAUGUCUCCCAAAUUAAAGAGUCCACACGCCACAUUUUCACACCAGCAGACCGCCGCGUUCCACGUGUUCGCAUCGUAACACGCCAGUCGUCCACGUUGGCAGGCCAGAGGAUCCUGGUGGCCAUCGACGGCUGGCCCAAGGACUCCAGAUAUCCAAACGGUCACUUUGUCCGUAGCCUGGGCCCCGCCGGGGAGAAGGACACAGAGGAGGAAGUCCUCCUGCUGGAGCACGACGUUCCUCAUCAGGCCUUCUCUAAAGCCGUGCUCAGUUUUCUCCCCAAAAUGCCAUGGUGCAUCAAACCGGAGGACAUGGUGGUGAGGGAGGACUUGAGACAUCUGACCGUGUGCAGCGUGGAUCCUCCAGGAUGUACAGACAUUGAUGAUGCUCUGCACUGCAGAGAGCUGGGCAAUGGAAACUUUGAGGUGGGAGUCCACAUCGCAGAUGUCAGUCACUUCAUCAGACCUGGAAACGCUCUGGACAAAGAAGCCGCCUGCCGAGGAACAACCGUUUACCUCUGUGGCAAGAGGAUUGAUAUGGUUCCUGAGCUGCUGAGCUCCAAUCUUUGUUCCCUGCGCUCCAACGUGGAGAGGCUGGCUUUCUCGUGCAUCUGGGAGAUAAACCAAGAGGCGCAAAUUGUUAAAACACGCUUCACAAAAAGCGUCAUCAACUCAAAGGCGUCUCUGACCUACGCGGAGGCCCAGAUGAGGAUCGACGACACCAGCAAGAACGACGACGUCACCAAGAGUCUGCGCGGCCUCAACAAGCUCGCCAAAAUCCUCAAAAAAGGGAGGAUAGAGAAAGGGGCGCUGACGCUGUCCUCCCUGGAGGUCCGCUUCCACAUGGACAGUGAAACUCACGACCCCAUUGAGCUCCAGACCAAAGAGCUCAUGGAGACCAACUCCAUGGUGGAAGAGUUCAUGUUGCUGGCCAACAUUUCAGUCGCCCAGAAGAUCUACGACGAGUUCGCAGAUUGCGCCUUGCUGAGGAAGCAUCCAGCACCACCGCCAUCCAACUACGACAUCCUCCUCAAAGCUGCCAAGUCCAAGGCGGUGCACAUCCAUACGGAUUCAGCCAAGGCGCUGGCCGACUCGCUAGAAUUAGCCAAAGUGGACGACUUCCCGUACUUCAACACGCUCCUGCGCAUCCUGGCCACUCGCUGCAUGAUGCAGGCGGUCUACUUCUGCUCGGGCAUGGACCGGGACUUUCACCACUAUGGUCUGGCGUCGCCAAUCUACACACACUUCACCUCGCCCAUCAGGAGGUAUGCUGAUAUUAUCGUACACCGCCUGCUGGCCGUGGCCAUCGGCGCCGAUUGCACCUACCCGGACUUGACCGACAAGCAUAAACAGUCGGCCCUGUGCAACAAUCUCAACUACAGACACAAGAUGUCCCAGUAUGCUCAGAGGGCGUCCGUGGCCUUCCACACACAGUUGUUCUUCAAGACCAGAGGCAUUCUGAGCGAGGACGGCUUCGUCCUCAUGCUGAGGAAGAACGCCAUCAUUGUCCUCAUCCCAAAGUUCGGCCUGGAGGGCACGGUCUUCUUCGAAGGCAAAGACAAGAGAGGCCCAAGCCUGGUGUUUGAUGCCGAGGCUCCAUCUCUGACUGUGGAGCAGCACACCUUCCAUAUUUUUGACCGAGUGAAAGUCACCAUCAGCCUGGAUGACUCCAACAUUCAACACCAGAAGAUCCGCAUGGCUCUCACUGAGCCUGUGAUUCCUGGUGUGAGUGUUCCAGUCCCAGAUGCUGGACCACAAGCCAAGAAACCCAAGCUGGACCGCUGAUGCUCUCCUUCAACAACUCUCAGACUCAUCUUUGGACAUUUUAAUAAAGUGACAUCAUGUAUUGGUGGUUAUAUUUCUGGAUGUACACACUUUUAACAUGAUGUAUUGGUGGUUAUAUUUCUGGGUGUACACACUUUUAACAUGAUGUAUUGGUGGUUAUAUUUCUGGAUGUACACACUUUUAACAUGAUGUAUUGGUGGUUAUAUUUCUGGAUGUACACACUUUUAACAUGAUGUAUUGGUGGUUAUAUUUCUGGGUGUACACACGUUUAACCGUCUACAAGAGGGCUGUCCAAAGUGUCUCACAGCUCCUUUUUCAUUGGCCCACAACAACAUUCAUUAUUAUUGAUAAAUGUUCUUAUAUAUUACACAUGAAUGUGCUUUGUCUUAGCACAAGGCUAGUUUAGCAUAUAUUGACCUACAUUGGAUUGAUUUUAGCAUCUUUGAACGCACAAAAUGUAUCAAAGUGUCCCCCACAUACUUCAAUAGUUUGGACAUCCCUGGUUUGUAGCUAUGUAAACUGAUAUCUUUAAAUUAAUAUUUUAUUGCAUUGCAAAACAAUUUACCCUAUUUUCCCGUACAAUUCUCCGCUACAUUUUCCUCAAACUUUGAACCCUGCGGCUUAUCUGUGAAUUUUCCUUUGCUAACGGCUACAUUUAAGCAAAGAAUUGGAACAAUGCACUAAAAUAAUCCAAUUUAAGAAACGGUUCCAACUCAAAGUGUUUAUGGGGACUGCAAAAAUACCUGUGGCAGUGGGGGCGUGGUCACCAUGACAUCAAAUCAUUUGUAUAUAUAAAUAAUGUAUACAUACAUUUAAAACAAAUGUUCUUAAUUAGUAUUAACAUUUUUUUUUAUCGUUUUGCCAUAUUUUCAAUUGCAGUUGCUUUUUGUACAAUUUACUUUGUUGAGAUUAUUUCAAGUGUUUUUGUUUUUUUUAAUUAAAAACAACUAGC